AUGUUCGGUGCCCAGAUUGGUGCAUCUGAAUUGAACAAAUAUUUUCUAAUACCCUUCCGCCCAACUACUCAGAAUAACGCAGAGAAAAUCGCAGCCGAACUGGAUCGAUUGAUACAAAGUAACGAAAAAGUUUCACUGACACAUACUUUAUGGGAUAUAUGUGUAACAAGUUUGAAGUUACCACAAGGAACGGAUGCCACUUAUGAUAUAAUUCUUUAUAUCAUCGACGGUCAUUAUCAUCUAACCAAAUCAUUUGGAACAUUAUUCAAAUCCUUCUACUACUGUGUUGAAUGCAAUGCAACAUUCAAAAAGAAACUGGAUCAUCCAACAAAAUGUACUCGACUAUGUAUGAAAUGUUGUCGCAUGAAUGGUAAAUAUUCUGAUCCAAUGUACCCACCAACAAAAUGUGAACAAUGUAAAGUAACGUUCCUCUCUGAUUCAUGUUGUUCGGAACACCGUCGUAGUGUCAACCCUCGGAAUGGAAUGACAAUAAAAUCAAUCUGUGGGGAUAGGUAUUUGUGCGAAGAAUGUGGAAAAUGUGUUAUAAAAUCUCGUUUGAAGUAUGGUGUGCAACACAAGUGUCGCACUUCCUAUUGUGGAAAAUGUCAAUCGUAUCAUCCGUCACGUGAGAAUUGUUUUAUUCCACAGCUCAGUGAACAACAAAGCAAAGACUAUCGUUUGGUAUUCUUCGAUUUUGAGACAACACAAAACGAUGAGAUUGAAGACGGUAUAUUCGAGCACAAAGUCAAUUGUGUUGUGGCACAAGCGAUGUGUACAAGAUGUGUGGCUGAAAAUACAAGUAUAUCCUCGAAUACACCGUGUCCUAACUGUGGUCCAGCUCGACAACUCGUUUCGACUACGGCUGACGGUGGUGAUCCAAUAGAAGAUCUGAUGAACUUUAUUUUCAAGGUCAAAACAAUCCAUAGCAAAGUUAUCAGUCACUAUGGUGGCAAAUUUGAUAUGCAUUUUGUGUUGAAGUCGCUAUAUGAUGGACGAUAUGGAAAACCUCGAGUGUGCGCACGAGGACUGAAAUUAUACUCACUGAAAAUACAACGUGAAAAAGGAUGUGUGGAAUUCUUGGACAGCUACAAUUUUCUAAACGCAUCAUUGGCGAAUCUACCAAAAUCGUUCAAUUUGAAUAUUGAAGCAAAACUAUAUUUCCCACAUCUCUAUAAUCGUCCAGAAAAUUACGAUAUCGAACGCGGUGUACUUCCUGAAACUCGCUACUAUUCUCCUGAACACAUGCUUCCAGACGUCCGCGUAAAAUUCAUGAACUGGUAUGAUCUUAAUGUGAAUACUCCAUUUUGUCUUCGGCGAGAUCUGGUUGUGUAUUGUGUAAACGACGUUGAUAUCUUACGCGAGGUAUGUUUGAAGUUCCGCGAUUUAUAUAUGGGAAUUGCACAAAUCGAUCCAUUUCUCCAGUCAACCACAAUCGCCUCUCUUGGUAUGCGCAUAUUUCGAACACAUUUCCUACCGUCUAAUAGUAUCAGUAUAAUGCCAGAAAAUGGCUAUAAUCGUGAACAGCUGCAAUCAGUGAUUGCUUUGAAAUAUUUGAUGUGGGAAUCCAAUAAGACAGGUCUCGGAAUUCGUCAUCGAAAUUCAACAGGUGGUGAAUAUCAUAUUAACCGAGAUAAUGGAGGGUACAUAAGAGUUGACGGAUAUGUACAAAAUGGUGGCAACCAAAUCGUAUAUGAAGUGCUGGGGUGUUAUUAUCAUGGUUGUCCAAAAUGUGCGCCUACCAACCGUGGAAAAAUGUCAGCACAUGGACUGACAAUCAAAGAGAACUAUCAAGCAUGGUUGAAAAGACUAUCGUUUCUCAGAAAUCGUCAAUUCGAAGUUCGUGCUGUAUGGGAAUGUGAGAUCAAUACAGCACUACGUCGUAAUCCGGAAAUGAAACAAUAUUUCGAUGAAUGUGAAGUCGUGGACCCAAUUUCGGUAAGACGAGAUGCGUACUUUGGUGGUCGUACUCAUCCGUCUAGAAUGUAUUAUCAACCGAGUUGUGGUGAGGAAAUACGAUUUUUCGAUGUGGUGUCGCUAUAUCCUAGCCAGAUGCGUGAACAAUCGUUCCCAGUUGGUCAUCCUAAAGUUAUAAGCGGCGAUUCAAUUGAAGCAAAUUUACCAUGGACAUCUGCUGGUGAUUGCAUCUACAGAGGAUUGAUCAAAUGUCGGGUAGUGCCUCCAUCGAAUUUGAUCGAACCGGUUCUGCCAUAUAGAGCAAAAACAGGGCAAUUGAUGUUCCCGUUGUGUGCUAAAUGCACUGAAUUAUCCAUAAAAUCAGCCAGCGAUACUAUUGAUUCUUGCACACAUUCGGAUAAGGAGCGAGCAUGGAUUCUCACGUAUUGUCAUCCAGAACUCCAAAAAGCACUUGAAAAAGGCUACCGUGUGACGCAUAUAUUCGAAGUAUGGCAAUUCGAUCAGUUUUCCAACACUCUCUUCGAAGGAUAUGUGAACAAAUUCGUAGCACUAAAGGUGGAAAAUUCAGGAUUCCCACAGAGUGUUGUUACCGAUCAGCAGAAAAAAGAUUAUGCAACACGUUACCGUGAACAACAAGGAAUUGAAAUCAAUUUGGAGAAAGUGAACACCAAUCCAGGAUUAAGAUACAUUGCCAAAUUGAGUCUGAAUUCACUCUAUGGUAAAUUUGGUCAAUCAAAUACAUUGAGUGAGAUCAAAUAUGCUCAAAAUGUGCAGGAAUUAACUAAGCUGGUAACAGAUCCAACAUUCGAGGUUGAAGAUUUGACAGCAGUCAGCGAUGAAAUGAUACGUGUUUCGAUGCACAAGAAAGACGAUUAUGUCAUCGAAUCACCUAUUUCAAAUGUUGCAAUAGCGGCGUUUGUUACUUGUUAUGCACGAUUGAGGUUGUAUCAUUUCAUGGAGAUGGUGGAGGGUCGUGUAUUAUAUGUGGACACGGAUUCUGUUUGUUACAUAUCCCGACCAGGUUUGCCUGACAUACCAGAAGGUGAACUUUUGGGAGAGAUGUCGAGAGAGUAUGCUGAAUAUAUCAUUGAGGAGUUUGUGGCUGCUGGUCCGAAGCAGUAUGGUCUCAAACUAAGACACAGGGAAACUGAGGAGCAGAAAUACAUUCUGAAAAUACGUGGAUUUACCUUAGAUCAUACUGCCAAAGAACUGCUAAGUUACGACGUAUUGAAAGAUAUGGUAAUUUGUAAGUAUGGUGAAAAUCGAAAAAAACGUGUGACAUUGUCAUAUCCGCAUAUAAAACGAACGAAGUAUAGCAAUGUCUACACAGUGAAUCUCUCGAAGACGUAUGCAGCUGUCUAUGGUAAAGGGACCGUCAUGAAAAAUUUCGAGACGAGACCGUUUGGCUUUCGUCCAUAA
Anisakis simplex (herring worm) is the source of this 3333-nucleotide messenger RNA. Lineage: Eukaryota; Metazoa; Nematoda; Chromadorea; Rhabditida; Anisakidae. The record is from the annotation of a GenBank genome assembly.